CGCUUCAGACGGUUCGCUGACCCAAGCCCUCCAACUAGGCACCUCUCCUGAGCUUAGAACAGCGAUCACACCGAAAGCACAAUCCUCUCGAGACAGAUGUGUUAAACCAGUGGUCAGCGUUUCAGCAGCCAUGGGCCAUGCCGCACUGCGGACAGGAGGAUCUUCAGAGUUCUCUAGCCAAGGGUUCAAUCGCGGAAUAUUCCCAAGGCAGAGUUUCAUGGGAAUUGAGACAUGAAAGAAGUUAAGAAGCAAAGCAGGGAAGUGGCGUUGAGCUUGGGGAAAUGACAGCUAACUGCUCAUAAAAAACCUCACCCACAACCACCUCCUGCCGCACCUACGCAAGAGCCUCUGGGUCCAACACUGGCGUCGCCAGACAGCCCAGUAGUCCCGUGGAAGCAAGUCCUCCUCCACCCUGUAUGAUUGUCUAAUAAGGACUGAGUUAGAGAGACUGAAACGUUGUCAAACCUCAUCGUUCUGCGAUUUGGGUGGGUGAGUCCGGUCUCUACCGCUGGCGUGAAACCAGCACCUCUCACCGGAACUGAUCCGGCCCUUUCGCCCCAUUCCUGGAAAUGCCGGUCUCGCCAUACGUGAACUUUGGUUCUGACUGAAGCGUGAGAGAUUUCGACCUCCCUCCUGAUCAAAGAGAAGGGAACCUGAAGGGAGGAACGAAAAGAACCAGAACAGUUAACGCCCUAAGUCCGCGGCAGAUUCUGUUCCUGUUUCUAUGACACUUCACAUUCGGUUUUAGGACUGCGAAAUAUUAUUGACCGUUAGCUCCAGUCCUAGAAGUAACUGAAAAGACGAGACUUUCUCCAUCUGGAGUCAAGCUAACAGAACGAGAGAAGUUGGAAGGGUCUGAGACUGAACUCGCUUGGACACUGAUACAAUUAACAAUCAAGCAUUCACAUUCGUAGAAGAACGGCAUCUGGGAGUUGUUCACGCAACUGCGGAGUAAAAACUUGAUCAGCACCCAUCUCGCACAGUGCAGGGAGGUGAUCGGUGGAUUUACCGCAGCUUCACGGAGACAAUUGUGCUACUUUCACUGGGUGACCGGCGGCAAACAUGACCUGCACGAACGACAAAUUAUACCAGUCAUCUGCAUUUACACCCAGAUUUUUCGUUGUAAUCUACAGUCUUCUCUUUAUUAUAGGGCUUCCGGAAAACAUCGUAGCAUGCUUUUAUUUAUUAUACAACAAAGCCAAUAAAAGACUGACUGAAGUCAAAAUCUACAUGAUCAAUUUGACACUGGCGGACCUGAUGUUCGUUGUGUUUCUUCCAGUCUGGGUCGAUUAUUACAAUAACGGAAGAAACUGGAGAUUAUCCGACCGUGCGUGCGGUUUCUUUGGGUCUCUGUUUUACAUCAACACCUACAGCACUCUCUGCUUCUUGUCACUGAUAAGCUUCAGCCGCUACCUCGCUGUCUCACGGCCGCUGAAAACAGCUCAGACGAAGCAGGUGGUAAGAGCUGUCAUCCUUACCGCUGUAAUAUGGACAGGAACUCUGGGUGCUUCUAUACCUAUUUUGAUCACAAACAGUAACCACACCAAUAAAAGACCGGACAGCAAAACAAGCUGUUUCGAAAAUUACUGCAGCGACAAUGAGUCAGAACGAUCGCGUUUAUUGAUCAUUCACUCGAUUAUGGCGCUGACUUUCGCUGUCACCUUCGGGGUGGUGAUUGCUAAUUAUAUCCUCAUCCUUCGAAAACUUUUGAUUGACAAGGUAGCGUUGAGUUUGCCUCAAGGCAAGCUGAAGAAACGGGCUUCCCGAAUGGUGCUGAUGGUUCUAGUGAUCUACAGCCUUUGUUUUCUCCCAUACCACAUCAUCCAACUGCCUUGGGUGGUUUACGUUCUCAACUUCACGAAACCUGGAGAUGGCACCUUCAGGAAGAGUUUCAACGACGUUCACCACGUUACUCUGGGCCUGAUGUGUAUCAACUGUGUUCUGGAUCCUAUUGUUUACUGUUUUCUGACCGAAGAUUUCAGACAAUACCUGAGAGAGUGGAUGGGCUACCUCAGGAAUAACUGUGUUCUGAAGAGGCAAAAAUCUCAAACCAUUCACAGUUGAUCGCAGUAUCCCAAUUCGGUGUGAAUGUAUUGAUUGUAUAUUUUCAGUGAUUUGUAUUAUUUUGCUUUGCAAGUAACGAUGAGUAACUUUCCCCGUUGUCCAAAAAAAACGCAGCGGCUUGUUUGUUUACAACCAGACUACCGACCAGCUCCGAGAAAAUCUGUACGAACUACGGGUUAACACACUGCUUCAUGUAUUUUUACCAGAGCCGAUCACUUCGUUUGAUUCCAUGGCUUUUUACUGUUAAACUGUUGUUUACAAUUGCUCUUUUUACAUUUCCGUUUAACUUCAAUAACAAUCAAAUAACAUACUAGAUUUUUUUUUCAUCGAAAUCUUCCUUUAAGCACUAAGGAAAUUGCCAGUUCUUAAGAGUUAUUUACAAUGGGGAAGCGGUGUUUUUAUUCAAAAAGCGUUUUAUAGAGGCUCACAAAAACAGGGAGGAACAGAGAUUAACAUAGAUUUUUUUUUAAUCUCCUGGAUUGGGGAAUCUAGAACCGGAGAUGCACAGGGUUAAGGUGAAAAAGAGUGAAAUGUUAAGAGGGUCUGAGGAGAAGGUUUUUUCCCCCCCUCGAGGAUGGUGAAUAGCUAGUAUGGAGCUUGUGGAGGCGCAUUCCAUUGCGAUAUGUAUGACUCUAUCACGCAGUUGAUCUCUGGUCAUUGUCAUGAAGUCAGCUGGUCUCAGUCAGUAGCAGUUGGGAAUUUCAAUGUCUUAGUGCUAUGGAUGGCGCAUAGUCCACCCUUUUUUGAUUUCAAUUAACCCGUGCUCAUGGCAAACAGAACUAAUGAGGAGAGCCGUUUUAUCUGAAUGGAGUAGGAUAAUCAUCCCAAUAGUAAAGGAAAGGAUCCAUCCAGUAGCUUUUCCCCAGGAGCUCCAGAUCCUUCCCACUUUCGAAAGAUGUACUGGUUGAUAAGUUAACUGGACGGUGUAAAUUAUCUCCAGUAUAGAUGUGCGGUUCAAGCUGCACCCUGUUCUGACCCGGAAAUAAUUCAUCUUUGACUCUAAACCCUAGAUCUCCUCCCCAGCAGCAUUGUGGGAGCUCUGCCCCAAAGGACUGCAACCCGUCAAGAAGGUAUCCCAUCAUUACUUCUCAAAGGCAGUAAAUGUUGGCCAUGAUUAAUACUCAUCACACCCCUUCAGUUUUCACUCAGAGUUAAAGAACACAAUGUCCCAAUCUGUACAAAAUGAACGUCUUGUAAAAAAAAAUGUGAGAAAAUGAUGCAACUUGAGAUUUUACAAGAUUUGCAGAAUAUUUCUUACCAGGCCCAUUGCUGUUUAAUGAAGAGCUGUGCAGCUCCAAUUUAUUGUAUAAAUAUUUGUGGCUUUUUUUUUUAGGGUUAUGCACAAUGUCUUCAUUAAAUGAGGGCAAAAGUUAUAUUGUUUUCAGCUCUUGAGUAAUUUUUCCAGAAUUCCAGUAUGUUAAAAGUUGGAAAUUACUGACCAGCACUCUGACUAUGCAUGUGAGAGAUUACAAUUACAAUUUCUAAAUAUUUCUGACACUGGUGAAUCAUGACAAAUAUUAAUAAUAUUUUGAUGUAAAUGAUAGUAGUGUUAUUUUCCUGCUCUUCGGGCUGAAAAUAAAUGU
Messenger RNA from Mobula hypostoma (lesser devil ray), 3647 nucleotides. Its product is annotated as platelet-activating factor receptor-like. Lineage: Eukaryota; Metazoa; Chordata; Chondrichthyes; Myliobatiformes; Myliobatidae. Gene Ontology annotation, molecular function: platelet activating factor receptor activity. The record is from RefSeq and is a predicted model, not a curated record. The coding region runs from base 1063 to 2064 and encodes 333 amino acids. Gene Ontology annotation, cellular component: membrane. Gene Ontology annotation, biological process: behavioral response to pain; chemotaxis; G protein-coupled receptor signaling pathway. The transcript has a single exon.